CGAAAUGGCGUCUGCUUGACAUGUGCCCGUUAUUGUUUUGAAGUGUGUUAAUUUUAGUGGUUUUGAUCAUGCGGUGAUCGAAAACGAAGGAUCAGUAAUGGAGCUUGCUCUUGAAGAUGACAUAGAUCCAUUAGCUAUUGAAGUAACUAAAGAAUUCAAUGAUCAGCUGGAGGCCAAAAAUGAGGCAACCUGGGAGCACGAAGAUUUAGCAACGGUUCGAAUCAAGGUGCUACGUGGUCACAGUGAAGGGGUGAACAGUUGUAAAUUUUUCAAUAAUGAUGAAUGCAUUGUAACCAGCUCCCUGGACAAGACAGCCAAAAUCUGGAAUGUGGAUAGUGGCAGAGUGCUACAUACAUACAGUGCACAUAAUGCCAAUGUCACUCAGGCCUGUAUGAGCUCUGAAAACAACAGACUUGUUACUGCUGGCUGGGACAAGAAAGUGCAUGUGUGGGAUGUAGAAUCAGGCAAGAUACUGUGGACAGGAAAACAUGAUGGUGUGCUGACCUGCUGUGACAUCUCUCAUGAUGGGAAGCUCAUUGUCACUGGCUCUGAUAUAGACAACUGUCUGAAGGUGUGGGACACAAGCUCAGGGGAGACAAUCCACAAAUUAGACGAUAUCCACAGCAGAACUAUCACAAGCUGUAUUUUCUCCCCCAAUGACACCAGGAUUAUAACCACCUCCAUGGACAAGUCCACAAAUUUCUGGGAUCUUAAAACAAAAACCAGCACCUUACGACUGCAUGGCCACAUUAACAUCAUAGCCAGCUGUGCCAUGUCACCAGAUGAGAGAAAAUUUGCCACUGCCUCUUGGGACAAAACUGUUAAAAUCUGGGAUGUUACAACAGGUACAUACAGAUCUCAAGGCCCAGAUAUCCUGGCCAAAGGUCAUGAGGGGUCAAUUAGCUGCUGUGAGUUCAGUCAAGAUGGAUUACAGUUGAUCACAGGCUCCUAUGAUACCACCAUUGUGGUGUGGGAUGUAGACAAUAAUGUGCAGAAACUCAAAUUACAGGGUCAUGGAGACUGGGUGGAAGAUGUCGAUAUCAGUCAAGAUCAGAAAUGGUUGCUGUCUUGUUCAAAGGAUAAGACUGUUCGGCUGUGGAACAUCGCAGAGAGCGAUAAAAUCCCUGUUGUGUUAGAAAACCGUAGAUCCAUCGGUCUCAAAAUGGUCAAGUGUAACCAGUGUGGUAAGCCGUUCUCUAUGGGGCAGAUGGAGAGUUUGAGGGAUGUGACGCUGUGUGUGUUCUGUCGACUACAACAGUCCGAGGGUAGGGAGCACGCUGCUAUUGCAGACUGAAGUAUCCACAAAGCCUCAGCCUGUGUAGGGGAUUGUCAGUUCUGCAGAUUGCCAAUGAUGCCAACCAACUUACCACAGGUCAUCCAUCAACUCUAUUGUGAUUGUAGGCGUUUGGAAAAAAAAAAAAAAUUGUGGUUUCUAGUAGCACAUUUUUGCCCACUUUGCAGUUGGGCACAUGUAUUUAUUAUUUAUACAUCAGUGAAAUUCCAGUAUUUCCUUCACUGAUAAAAAUGAUAUCUUCACUAGUUAGAUAUCACUUUUGUUAUUACAUUUUGCUAUUACACUGCUGGAGACCUUGACCCAUGACCCACAGUUGACCUUGCCGGAACUACUUUUGAACAUGCUGUCUGCUACAUUCAUGUCUGAAUUUCAUGUCUGCCAUGAAAUUUUCAUGGACCACAUCACAUGGCUAUGCACUUCCGCACAAUAUAUAGUUCACCAAAAAGAGAUGUAGAAAUUCUUCAUGUGCUUAAUAUAUGUAAAUACCUUUAUUGCAUUAACAUUAAGCACCAUUGUAGAAUGUAUAAUUACUUACAGACAGCCCUUAAAUCUGUAAAAAGGUUUUAUGAGAGCGGAUGUGAACAAAAUUGCAGCGCGUAUGAAAAGAAUCAGAAAUACCAUGAAGAUGGCACAUUGCUUCUUUUUGUCACAGAUGCAACAGAUAAACUGAUAUGCAUGUAUAUACAUGCAGAGAAAAUGUCAGGAUAUAAAUAAUAAAUAGAAUAUUGCACAGUUAAGUUAAAUACCGUAAAUAUUGUUCUCGUGAAAGGUAGAAAAAACCCACAAGACGCGAAGCUUCGAGCAAUCCCUACCUCUCACUCGAACAAUACUUUUGAUAUUCAACCUUCACUGUGCAAUGUCCUCUAUCUGCUUAACAUGCAACAACUCAUUUUCGUUUUGUUCUUUGCUCUCAGAUUUGGGAUAAACAAUGCUUGUAUGUUGGUUGAUCUUGCCACAUCAAGAUCGUUAUGGAAUAUGGUGAGCUCCUCCUCAUUUGCUGUUUCAGUGGGGUUCUCUACAAAGGAGUGAGUGUGUGAGUGCUUGGGGUUUAAUGUCGUAAUCAACAAUUUUUCAGUCAUAUGACGACGAAGGAAUCCUUAGGGUGUAUGUGAUGUGCCUCCUUCUUGCAGGAUGGAUUUCCACCGCUCUUUUAUCUGGUGUUGCUUCACUGAGACGACUUACCGAAGGCAAGUACCGCCCGAGCCAUUAUACUGAUACGGGUCAACCAGUCCUUUCACUAUCCGCUUCAUGCUGAACCCCAAGCGAGGAAGUUGCAACUUGCUCUUUUAAAGUCUUAGGUGUGAUUUGACCCAGGACUGAUCCUGGAUCUACUGCUCCCGAAGCAGACGCUCUACCAACUGUGCUAUCCUGGCCGGUCUCUUUACAAAGGAAAGCAAACCUUAAAACUCAUUUAACAGCAAUGCCAUAUAUUUACUCAAAUAACAAUAACAGUGAUAAUUAUAGCUGGCAAUGUUAUUCAAAAAGGCACUGCUGUUUUAGGAGUUAUAAGAUUUGUUUUCCUUUGAAGAGAACCCCAUUAAAUAAACCAUGUACCACAAAAUGGUAACACUGCACUUUGUCCACAGUGUACCCUGAAACUGGUUGUAUCACCAGCCAACGAAGCACAGGAAGCAUGAAAAGAAAAAAUGAUAUCUUAUUUACUGCCUCAGUAGUAACUGUAUUUCAUAUUUUUACAUGUACAGUGUAUGUAUACAAAUAUCAUGUGGUACAAAUGUGUAACUACAAUAUUAUGUGUCAGUUUAAUGUUCCCUGGAAACCCCCAUUCUAGUUUGUUCACAUCCAGCUGAUCAUAAUUUCUUAUUGCAUUUUGACAAUAUACUGUCAAACCCCACAGUUACCUUCAACUGUCACAUUUUAUUGUGAAAAUGAACUGGCAAAUAAUACAUGCAUAUUUUUGGGAGUUUGGUUUUGUGUCAAUUCUUGAAGUUUUGGUAUAUACAUGAACAACAUUCAGUGACAAUUCUACAAAUUAGUUUUCCUCCGACUCACAAGUUUGGUUAUCCCAACAAUGUUGAUAACUGUAAGCUAGUUUACUAUCUACUAUUUGCCUGUUAAACAUUGAUACUUCAUGAUAUUUGGCAUAAGCUUUAAUUAAGACACUCCACAUUCAGUUGUGUCUUGUUGUUGAAAGCUAAUGUUCAUCUGACAUGCUUACACAACUCAACACACUGACAGCAUAUAUAAAUUCCACAGUUGCUACUUGCCACAAUCACAAAUUUGUCAGUUAUGAUGGCGUAAACCUGAGUGCCUUGCAGUAAACCACCACCCACUGGCAAGUUACUGACCAACUUUUUCACAUGUGAUGAACAGACUUUCACGCAAUACUGGUGAAGACAAGUGGUCUUCAAUGAAUGCAAUAGUGUGGAAAUCACCCCAAAUGCAUAUUGUGGGUUUAUCUUAUAUUCCUUGUGCAUGGCCAUGGUUGAACUCGAGCUUUAAAAUUCCUGGUGUUCAGGAGUCGUGUACCUUAUUCCCUCAGCCUUGCUUCGCUUCCCCACACAGUGUGUACAUGUCUACAACCUGUAUGUACACGGGGCCAUGUAGUACACGCUGAUCUCCUACAGCUUGGUCAGAUUCCGCCCCUACGAAAAAUGUCCUGUUCUUUUUUUUUUCUUAAAUGCCAAACAGUCCGGCAAAUACAAGAGACAUAAUCAGCUAUCUUUGAUGGAAUACUAAGGGGAGCUCUGGACUUCCUCUCUGACACUAGUUGUCUUGCAUUGUACCUUGUGCAACCACAGUCAACCUUAACA
Molecule: messenger RNA, 4065 nt
Organism: Liolophura sinensis
Lineage: Eukaryota; Metazoa; Mollusca; Polyplacophora; Chitonida; Chitonidae
Product: WD repeat-containing protein 88-like
Exons: 11
Coding region: 98-1294 (398 amino acids)
Molecular function (GO): protein binding
Source: RefSeq, a predicted model, not a curated record